AUGGACCAAGCACCUGUCUGGAAACAACCUCGGCACAUGACAAUAAACCCAAUAAAUUCAGUCAAAAUGCAGUUCACUCUCAUCACCGCUUUCGCCACUGCCUUCCUGGCCUCCUUUGUGGCCGCUAACCCUGCUCCCGCCCCGGCUCCCUUCGAGAUCGGUAUCGGUGCCAACGCUGCCGCUAACGCCGCUGCUGAGGUCGCUGCCAACGCUGGACUCGGUGCCGGUGCUGGUAUCCACUUCAAGGCUUAA
Molecule: messenger RNA, 252 nt
Organism: Aspergillus neoniger CBS 115656
Lineage: Eukaryota; Fungi; Ascomycota; Eurotiomycetes; Eurotiales; Aspergillaceae
Exons: 2
Coding region: 1-252 (83 amino acids)
Source: RefSeq, a predicted model, not a curated record